Seminavis robusta is the source of this 969-nucleotide messenger RNA. NCBI's taxonomy places the organism in Eukaryota, Bacillariophyta, Bacillariophyceae, Naviculales, Naviculaceae. The record is from the annotation of a GenBank genome assembly.
AUGACCAAUCGAAUACGGCAAUCUGCUAACAAUGACAGUCGACCGUCUCCACUACGCUUCCUUGGAACGGCUCUGGCAUUCAGUGUCCUGCUGUUAGCCUUUCAUGUCAAAGCGGAUACCGAGGUUCCUCAGUUCCAUCAGCGUGUCCAAGCAAGUCCCUUUGAGUUUUCCACUUUGGAUUUCAUUCUGUUUGGAGCCUUUAUCUUGCUAGCAUUUGAGUUGCUGCAGUUCUUGGUUCAGAAUUCUGGAGACUGGCUAGGUGCCAAAAAGAUCCCUGUGAGAGGACAGCAUUUGGAUGACUUUAGAACUUUGGAUCAUACAUUCAUUAGCUUCAACAAGUUGGCAACAGUUCCGUUUGUUUACUUCUUCUUUCGCUACGCCUACUUUGAGCCAAACGUCAUAUGGGAUUUGGACAACAUCACCUUGUACAAUUCAGUGAUACCAGUUCCGGUUUUGAUCAUCGUCUAUGACUUCUUCUACACGAUCCUUCAUUGGGCUCUCCACAUCAAAGCCAUCUAUGGGUACAUUCACAAACAUCAUCAUCGCCAAAAGGCACCCAGCCGUGCCAACGCGGAUGCAGUCAAUGUCCACCCAAUUGAAUUCUUUUUGGGUGAAUACAACCACCUGAUGGCACUCUUUUUGUGCUGUCGUUGCCUCAAUAUUCAAUUCCACGUUCUUGGGUGCAUGCUAAUGAUAGCCGUGGGUGGGGUGUUGGCGGGUCUCAACCAUACACGAUACGAUAUCGUCAUUUCGAUACUGGGUCUCCACAUCUAUGAUUCCAAAGUUCAUGAUGUUCAUCACCGUGUUCCCCAAAGCAACUAUGGACAAUACAUAAUGCUAUGGGACUACGUUUUUGGUUCCUAUCGGCCAUAUGAUUCAACAGAUCGAGUCAACAAAAUGUCCCAGCUUGAUCCAAAAACUGGAAAGUCCUUGGCACACAUGAAGAGGUUGGAGAAGCAGAAGCUGUAG